CUUGCUGCCGUGCUCAUGGCAACCAUAUUUGGCGGCGUCCAUUGUAUGGCUUGGUUCUUUACCUUCCCCACAGAACAGGAACAGAUGCUAUGGCGCAUUAGUGCCGUCGCUAUAACUUGCACACCCUGGCUUUGUUUGAGUCUCUACUUAGACUCUUUAGUACGGCGCUUUCCUGAUUCAUUAAAGCACGUCAUGUCGAGUGUAUACCUUGUGAUUUGUUCCGCUUUUGUCGUGUUUUAUAUUACAGUUCGUGCUGUCCUUUUGGUGCUUAUGUUUACCACUUUACGCAAUCUUCCCCCUGAUGCAUACAAGGCGGUGUCGUGGGUUGGUUUGGUACCGCACUUAUAGCUCUUUAUUAUUGUGCUCGAGAUACACUUCAUACUUAUUUCAUGAUACUCGCAUGUGGCAUUCUCGUGGUCAACACGACGACAAAUCGCACAGCUCACAAUGCGAGCACAUGACCUGCACGUGUGCCAUGACGAUCCAAACUUUCUUUAGGUGAACAGGACUCA
This is a messenger RNA of Suillus bovinus, 512 nucleotides long. RefSeq lists its product as uncharacterized. Lineage: Eukaryota; Fungi; Basidiomycota; Agaricomycetes; Boletales; Suillaceae. The coding region runs from base 16 to 348 and encodes 110 amino acids. The transcript has a single exon. The record is from RefSeq and is a predicted model, not a curated record.